GAUGGCGACGCGCUUGCUCCAGUUUUUUACUUCCGUCCGCCGCCGCGUUCGGCGCAGCCGAGCCAGGCGCCUCGUCGUCCGGGCGGCGCGUUUCUCUCCUCGCGUGCGUGUACGCGGGAGGCUCGCGCGUUACAUGAGGGAAAUUCAAAACAAAGGCACGUAAGCUCCGCCACCGAGAGAAACCGGAUUGUCGCAUCCGCGCGCGGGCGAGGGUCGUCGAGAGCCGGUGGCGAUUGAGAUCGCGAGAUCGACUGUCGAGUCUUCUCUCGGUCUCGCCGGAAUCGCGAGGAAGCGGCCGGCGUUCGGCCACAACCUCUGCGUACGGACGGCGAACAAGGGAAUGAAGCGGAUAAACGAGGCGCGUAUGCGUGCGUUGCGAUGAGAACGGACGACGUCAACCAUGGAUCUUUCGAUAGCUGACAACGUCGAGGACGAGUCCGACGAACUGUUCUCAGAUGACGAACAAAAAAGGGAGACUGGCUCCAACGUCCUCCAGGAUGUCUCGGUCUCGAGUCGCUGCGAAAUACCCUCGUCGCUGCUUGAUAGUCCCAAUACGAUAAUAUCAACCGACGCUGUAAUUCCGUCUACGCCGUUGAGUCUGUUGCCCUUUUUGAGUAAAAAGAACGAGCAGUGGACUAGCGACUUGGAGACACCAGCACAGGCUCGCACAAUGCCAAUGGCCAGCUCAGCAGGAACAACAGAAGAAACACCUAAACUUGAAGAGCGUACGCCUGAUCUUUCAGCUGUUAGAAGCGAAGACGUAACUAUCUCUGGUUCCCCAGUUAUUGCCUUUAGAGCGACAAAGAGACGCUCCAAGCGUCGCAUAUUCAGAUCUUCCUUAUCUAUAGACCCGUCGGCUGUGACUAGCAAUGAAGAUGUUACUGCAAACGCACAAGUAGAAGCACCGGUUAUUUCUGAUACUAAUUCCGUAACCGUGCCAAAAAUUGGAUUCCAAACUGCUCGCGGUAAAGCCAUCGAUAUCUCCGAGCAAGCUUUAGCCAAGGCCAGAGCGUUGUUUGCGCAGGAUUUGGACGACACUUUGAUAAACGACGCUACGAAUGCCAAUCCGUCUCUUGAGAGUGCUCUUAUAGAUUGCAAGCCGAAAGGUCUCAAUAGAAAUCAGAACACACGUAAUGAUGAGUCAGAACUUCUUAUGAACACAGUACCUGAUAGUUUAAACAUUUCCACGCAGGAGUUCUUUAGCAAUGCCUCGUUCAGCAAAAUAGACGAGUUAAGCUUUAACACUUUUAAUAAUCGAAAAACAACGGAGGCUACUGCCACGCGAUGUAACAAUGAACAGAUUGUCGAGGAUAUCGGCGAAGAAAGGAACGUUGAGGAAAAUAAAAGUAUAGGUUUCUUUACCGCUCGUGGUGCUCCAAUUAAAGUCUCUGAGCAAGCGUUAUUUAAAGCGAAGAGACUGUUCGCAGAUGCCUUCGAUGCGGACGAGGUGCAGAGUUAUGAAUCAUUCACUAAAAGAAAUUCCAGCGAAGAGAAAAACAGACCUCUGCCAUCCUCUUCGUUUGUUGAUAACGUUUCUGUCAACAUUGCGAAAGGAGCCUCAGCCAAACCGAAACCACUUACAGAACAGUUGAAAAAGUGCGACAAAGUUUGCACUACAGAUUGUACAAAGCCACUUGUAAAUAAAAGUUCUGGUGAAGAAGUCAAUAAAGUUCCUAUUUUAUUUUCAACUGCUAGUGGCAAUCCCAUUAACAUCUCGAAAGAAGCGCUGUCAAAAGCGAAAGCAUUAUUAGCCGAUGAAUUGGACAACGCUGAUGACGAUACAUUAAUGAAAUAUUACGAGGGAUUGUACGCAGAUAGAAACCCUAUGACAGUAAGAAACACGACUCUACCGUCUUCCACAAGUAACAGUAACUCCAUCAGUAUCUCAAAAAAGUCACCGCCAAUAGCAAGAAUGUUGUUCGCGAAGCAAGAUACUCCCGUUGAAUUCACUUGCAAAAAUAAAGCCGAUAUUUCUGAUAACGAACAGAGUAAUAUAAAUACUUCGAACAUUAGAUUCCAUGCUGCUUGUGACGCGCCUGUUAAUUCUAGAGCAAGAGCGUUGUUUGCCGGACAAUCGGAUGAUUCGUUAGAACCGAUCGUCGCAAGAGAAAUUUAUAACGAUGAUAAUGAAACGAAAAGACAGGAAACAAAAGUUCCACAAAUUGGAUUCCAAACUGCUCGUGGUAAAGCCAUCAACGUCUCGGAGCAGGCUUUAGCCAAGGCGAAAGCACUGUUUGCAGACCAUUUGGACGAUACGUUCAGAGCAUUCGUUGCAGAGGGAACCAAUGACGAUAAAGUGAAGGGAUUAGAAGUGAAAACAUCAAAUGUUGGAUUUCAAUCUACUAGUAGCACCAGAGGUUCUGAAGAGAGCCCGAAAGCAAAAAUAUCGUUCAAACGAUUGGAUAAUGAACCGGAAUCGUACACCGCGAAAGCUACUAGAAUCGACGAUAAGGUGGAAAAUAGACAAGAGGUAAAAAUUUCAAGUAUCGGGUUUCAAACAGCUCGCGGAACAUCUAUCAAUAUUUCAGAACGAGCGUUAUCCAGAGCGAGAGCGCUAUUUGCGGAUGAAUUAGAUUGUCCUUUAGAAAUGGACAUUCUCGAGAACAUCGGGGACUGUCGCGAUGACGGUCGAAAGGUAAAAAAACGCGACUUAAUAAUACCGCACGACGGACUGCAAACUGCAAGCGGCCAACGGAUACCGGUUUCGAACAAUGCAGCAUUAAUAGCACGAGAAUUAUUCUCCACUGACUACCUGGAUGAAAGUAAUUCUGACUUGGGGCGCGCAUCGUUGCAAAAGCGCAAACUAAGCGAGACUAAUGUAGACGAGAGCACACCCCAGGGCAGGAAUCGCGCGUCCGAAACGAAAAAGGCACGUCUUAGCGGGGAAUUUCAAGCUAGAAGAUUGUUUCCCGGUAGUCCGAGCGUUGACAUGGCUAACGACGAGAACCAAGAUUCGAACGUGAAAAUGCAAGCACCUUCCGUCGCGGUUUUCGCCCUGGGUUCGCCUCAGAGGAAUACGGUAGAGCCAAUCGAAUCGGAUACGAUGGGCAGUCCUGUUUUAGGGAGGCAGCCUAUCUUGAGAAAACGAAAGAGUUUUGAUCGUCAAAGGGACGAAUGUAGCGCACAAGCAGAUAUAAAGAUACUAAAUACGGAGAAUCUAAAAGUGCAGGAGAACGUUGUGCAAGGAAGCGCAGCUGACGAAAAAAUAGAGGACGAUAAAUUAACGAAGACGCCAACACCAGCGCGAGUCGAGAAGGAAACCGCGAAGGGCAGUAAUACGGAAUCGAGCGACUACGGCGACACUCAGAUGAUGAUGGACUUUCUCGACCACUCGACGAAGAUCCUGCAGGAGCGCGUGGCAGCCGCGUUGGAGCAGGAAGCGAUAAUCGUCGCGAAAAAGAGACACGGGUCGAAGCAAUCGGCGGGCCACCUGUACCGUUUCAAGCAAGUCAACUCUAACGCUCGUCUGUCGUUGAGGAGGAUCAGCGGUGGCGCGCCGCCCGAGCCGCGUUCCCACCAGGAGCUCGUCGCACGACGGAUAUCGCCGAGGAUCCUGGAGCUCACCGCCGCGACCGCCGCGACGUACAGAUUCCGUUGCUCCGACUUUUACGGGGACGACGUGGCGUGCAAUAACGUGCACGGGAUCGCGAUGGAGGACGGCGCGCGUGUGAUCCUGGACGAGAACGGAUACGCGGGGCUCCGCGAGCUCCUCCGCGCGUUCCUCGCCAGCCCCAGCGUAGACCCGAAUCUCGUUCCCGCACGCUGGGUCGAGAAUCAUUACCGGUGGGUCGUGUGGAAAUUGGCGUCGAUGGACCGAAUGAAGUUUGGCUCGGCCGAGUUAUCCAGGGCAUUAACACCUUCGCAUGUAAUGGCGCAAUUAAAGUAUCGGUACGAUCGAGAGAUCGAUCGGUCCCAGCGACCGGCAAUAAGACGCAUUUUGGAGAAGGACGACGUCGCGUCUAAGAGAAUGAUUCUCUGCGUGUCAACUAUAGUAGAAAAUAAUAACGAAAGUGUGGAGAUAGGGAAGAGUCCGCGCGUAGGAGAGUCCAGGUGGAAGAUAGAAUUAACCGAUGGCUGGUACAGUAUAAAUGCCUGUAUCGAUUUAGGUGCGGUGAGGAAUAUAUCGAUCGGCAAAAUAAAAGAGGGCACGAAAUUAGUGGUAUCCGGCGCGGAAUUGCUGAAUUGCGAUCAAGGUUUCCACCCACUCGAGGCACCGGCCGACGUGUGCUUAAAAUUGCACACGAAUUCAACCAGGCGCGCACGAUGGGACACGAAAUUGGGAUACGCGCCGCGUUCGGGGCCGAUACCCAUCAAGUUACGUAACGUGUGUCCGAGCGGCGGUUUAAUCAGCAAAAUGACAAUCGUCAUCGCUAGAGUGUAUCCGAUGUUAUAUCACGAGAAAACCGCAUCCGGGGACUCGAUUGUCAGAAACGCCAAGAGCGAGGAGAAAGCGCAAAGCAAAUACGAGCAGCAGUAUCAGACCAAGGUAGAGGCGUUCUACGCUCAAGCGGAGGAGCUUCAGGGAGAGGGACUUUCUUGCGAAAUUAAUGAUAUGGCGAUACAGCUGAACGAAGAUUAUGAAAAUUUGCGUACAGAGGAAUUCUCUAAAGAGCGGCAUAACAAAUUGCUGAAAGAGUUACGUGAAAAGGGGGAGCGGUUCAAGCAGAGGAUGCAGUCAAAAUUGCGCGAAAGCCUGCCGGGACCGCGGCAGGUUUCUCAGCUGCUCAAGGUUCGCGUGUGCGACGAAAAUGCGAACGCCAUUCUUUCAGUUUGGUCGCCCAGCGAGGAGGUAGUCGACGCGCUCAAAGAAGGCGCGUGUGUUGCGCUCUGCAACAUCGUGGCUUCCGGAAAGAGGGGCACCGAAUUGCAACUCACCGCACGCCGGUCUGCAAUUUUUAAACCAGGAAAGAUGCGCGACACGUCCUAUCCCGCUAGAGCGUGCAUGUCUCUGUGCGAAAUAGCAAAUUCCGAAUUUGUCCCACCUUACGGAGAGUUUGAUACGGUCGGUCUUGUCUGUUCGGUCGGUCCUGCCCCUUACGGCAUGAAAGACUUCGAGGCCGUACACUUGGCACAUUGUAAAGCGAAUUCAAGCGACUCCUCGUAUCUCUCGAUAUUGUUUUGGCAAGGAAUAGCCAGUUACGGCUACACGGAGAUUCUCACUGUCGGAUCUAUCGUAGCUUGCAGCAAUUUAGAAUGGCGAAGGGCAACUUCGUGGAACGUCCCAGCGGCGUAUUGCACGGAAAGAAGCACUUUUACGCGCAAUCCUCGCCGAAAUCAUUUACACGAAUCGUUCGAAAAUCUGCGAAACCUAAUCACGGAUCCAAUUAAAUACGUCGAGAGAUGUGCUUUUGAGCUUAACGUGGAAUUGCAAAAGAAGUCGACGCCUACGCGCUACAUAGCAGGUAAAAAUACUCCGAUUAAGAUAUACAGUUCGACGUCAAGCGCCGCCCAAAAAUUGGCCGAUUGUAUGUCGCCGCUGGCGACAUUGGGAACGGGCGACAGAUCGAAUUCUAUCGCGUCCAAUCCCUCGAUUCAGAAACGACUUGAGAAACUCCAACAUUACGGCGAGGCGCCCGAGCUAUCUCCUAUCAUACUAAAAAACUCCAAGAGGAUUUCUUUGGAUUUUCAAUCGCCCAUUCGCACUCUGGGUGUAGACUCGACGAAGAAGUCGAUUUAAACUCGUCCGCCACGGCGGAACAACAUUGAUAAUUAUUUUACGUUGUUGAUUUCAUUUUACAGUCUCAUUCUAAUUAGAAGUGCCUUAAAAUAGUGUAAAUUUGUUAAUAAUUACUAAAUGUUCAUUAAUAAACUGUUUCUAUAAUUAUAGUAA
This is a messenger RNA of Vollenhovia emeryi, 5830 nucleotides long. RefSeq names its product breast cancer type 2 susceptibility protein homolog. Bases 401 to 5677 code for a protein of 1758 amino acids. Gene Ontology annotation, biological process: regulation of DNA-templated transcription; double-strand break repair via homologous recombination. The transcript is spliced from 12 exons. The record is from RefSeq and is a predicted model, not a curated record. Lineage: Eukaryota; Metazoa; Arthropoda; Insecta; Hymenoptera; Formicidae. Gene Ontology annotation, cellular component: nucleus.